ACCAUGUAGUGUGACACGCGUUAAUAGUGGAAAAUUUAUAUUUUAUAACAAUAAAAACUUGGUGCAAAGCCUUAAAACCUCUCUGAAGUGUUUUAAAUCUGUGUUAUCCUAAUUGGUUAAAAAAUGGCUUCUAAAUUCAGAAAUCCGCAAGCCUUGGCCAAUGGUUUGAAAGCAGUUGCUGUUAUUGGUGCAACAACGUAUUGUGUGUCCCAAACAGUUUUCAACGUAGAUGGAGGACACCGAGCCAUCAUGUACAACCGAAUAGGAGGAGUACAGAGACACAUCUUGACGGAAGGAAUGCACUUUCGUAUACCCUGGUUCCAGAAACCUAUCAUCUAUGACAUAAGGUCACGACCACACGUUAUAUCUUCACCUACCGGGUCAAAAGACUUGCAAAUGGUUAAUAUUUCACUAAGAGUGUUAACUCGGCCCAAUGCGGAAAGUUUACCCACAAUGUACCGGCAGCUAGGCACAAACUAUGAUGAAAAAGUUCUACCGUCCAUUUGUAAUGAAGUUUUGAAAUCAGUCGUUGCUAAAUUCACCGCUUCCCAACUGAUCACACAACGGCAUCAAGUAUCUUUGCUGAUACGAAGAGAACUAGCUGAAAGGGCUGCUGAUUUCAAUAUUAUUCUCGAUGAUGUGUCGCUCACUGAGAUGAGUUUUGGUAGAGAGUACUCCGCUGCAGUUGAAGCAAAACAGAUAGCUCAGCAAGCGGCACAGCGGGCGUCCUUCAUAGUAGAAAGAGCAAAGCAGGAACGACAGCAGAAAAUUGUUCAAGCCGAAGGUGAAGCUGAGGCAGCAGAGUUGCUAGGAAAAGCAGUGUCAAUGAACCCCGGAUACUUGAAACUACGUAAGAUCAGAGCCGCGCAGAAUAUUUCUAGAAUGAUCGCGAAGUCACAGAACAAAGUUUUCCUGUCAGGAGAGAGUUUAAUGAUGAACCUCCAGGAUCCCGCUUUUGAUAGUUUCGCUGAAAAUUUGGUUAAGAAAAAGUAAUUGAUUUUUAUGAAACACUAGAGAUAGAUAGUUAAAAGAUAAUUUUAUUUCUGUUAUAAAUGGAAACUGUUAUAUUAUAUGUCCUAGAUGGAAAAUACAGCAAGGCAUCAUGUGAUUAACAUUGUGAUUUUACAAUUAAACGAGAAGGAAAAAUAAACCUACUUUAUUCCAAGCAGGCAAGAUCAAUAAAAAAUUACAUAAUUUUCCUCGUGGCCUUCAAUAUUUCACAGGUCGUUGUUGUAUGUAUUCUGUAUACAAGUGAUUACUGGCGAACAAUAUAGCAAUAAGUUAUAUUGUGGUUGUUCUAUGGAGGAAAAUUUCAAAACGAAACGUUAUUAAAUAAAUGUACUUAUGGCCAAA
Molecule: messenger RNA, 1353 nt
Organism: Colias croceus (clouded yellow)
Lineage: Eukaryota; Metazoa; Arthropoda; Insecta; Lepidoptera; Pieridae
Product: prohibitin-2-like
Exons: 1
Coding region: 124-993 (289 amino acids)
Biological process (GO): mitochondrion organization
Cellular component (GO): mitochondrion; membrane
Source: RefSeq, a predicted model, not a curated record